Messenger RNA from Cylicocyclus nassatus, 522 nucleotides. The record is from the annotation of a GenBank genome assembly. NCBI's taxonomy places the organism in Eukaryota, Metazoa, Nematoda, Chromadorea, Rhabditida, Strongylidae.
AUGUCCAUAGGAGGACGAGUGAAUUCCAUGCAUCAACGACGCAGCUCGGCAAUGUCCACGUACCCGACGCUGUUGGAACCUGUAUGUCGACGACGGCAACUACCACCGACUCCGGUCUCCCCGAUCAGGAGAGCGAGCAGUCCGAGAAUGUUACCCACUCCUCCGCCAUUUUCCCCACUUAACAUAUCCCCAAUCCCAGCAGAAUUCAGAUGUCCAUCUGCUAAUAUGGAGCGGAGAUCCUCAGGUCGGAUACUGCCCCGACCACCAACGACAGCGGACUCGUCAAUCCCAAGCUCUAAUCACACUUCUCCAUCGCCAAUUCCAACCCCAGAACCCAUCCCCGAACUUCCGGUUGAGGUCGAUGCCGACGUUGAAGAAGCGCCCGAAUCGCCUGUGAUUCAGCGAUUCGGCGAUUUCACGUCGCUUGACCAUGACACCCCCGAUGGCACUCGAUCGCAGUCGUCAUCGCUCUCACCAUCCAUCGAACAGGUAGGCACUACUCCUCCACCGCUGUGUUCAUGA